Messenger RNA from Kazachstania africana CBS 2517, 2121 nucleotides. RefSeq names its product glutamate--tRNA ligase GUS1 (gene GUS1). Gene Ontology annotation, cellular component: cytosol; methionyl glutamyl tRNA synthetase complex; cytoplasm. The record is from RefSeq and is a predicted model, not a curated record. Gene Ontology annotation, biological process: glutamyl-tRNA aminoacylation; translation. NCBI's taxonomy places the organism in Eukaryota, Fungi, Ascomycota, Saccharomycetes, Saccharomycetales, Saccharomycetaceae. Gene Ontology annotation, molecular function: glutamate-tRNA ligase activity; ATP binding. The transcript has a single exon. The coding region runs from base 1 to 2121 and encodes 706 amino acids.
AUGUCUGCUACCUUAGUUAUCAACGGUAAGGCCCCAGUUGUGGCCUAUGACAGUUUAAUUGCUGCACGUCUCGUCAAUGCUGCUAGGCCAGACGCAAUCAAGAUCGAAUUUGUCGAUGAUAAGAAAUCUGCACCAGCUACUUUCAAUGGAUCUUCUGAAGGAUCAUUCAACAAGAUUGUUGCUGCUUUCCCAGAUGCUUUCAGAAAUGCUAAUGUUGCUUCUGAAUGGAUCAACGUCGCUUCUGAAGAAUUCAUCGUCAAGAAUUUCCAAAAAUUAGCUCAAUCUCUAGAAAAAUUAGAUGCCUAUUUAAACUUGAGAACUUUCAUCUCCGGUGGUCUUGAAUACUCUGCUGCAGAUAUUGCUGCUUGGGGUGCUUUAAGAUCCAACGGUAUGGUUGGUUCUAUCAUUAAGAACAAAGUCUAUGUUAAUGUUUCUCGUUGGUACAGUCUUUUAGAAAUGGACCCAUUAUUUGGAACUGUUCACGAAUUUUUAACCAAAUCUUUACAAGAAUUGAAAAAAAAUGCAUCUGCCGGUAAGAAGAAGGAAACUCACAAGGCUAACUUUGAAAUUGAUUUACCAGACGCUAAGAUUGGUGAAGUUGUCACCCGUUUCCCACCAGAACCAUCUGGAUACUUACAUAUUGGACACGCCAAAGCCGCUUUAUUGAACCAAUAUUUCGCUCAAGCUUACAAAGGUAAGUUAAUUAUCAGAUUCGAUGACACUAAUCCUUCCAAAGAAAAGACCGAAUUUCAAGAUUCUAUCUUAGAAGAUUUAGAAUUAUUAGGAAUUAAAGGUGACAGAGUCACUUACUCUUCCGAUUACUUCCAAGAAAUGUACGACUUAUGUGUCCAAUUAAUCAAGGAAGGCGGUGCUUACUGUGACGAUACUCCAACUGAAAAGAUGAGAGAAGAACGUAUGGAUGGCAUUGCAUCUGCUAGAAGAGACCGUACUGUUGAAGAAAACUUAAGAAUUUUCACUGAAGAAAUGAAGAAUGGUACUGAAGAAGGUCUAAAGAACUGUGUCCGUGCUAAGAUUGAUUAUGCCGCUUUAAACAAGACUUUGAGAGAUCCAGUUAUUUACAGAUGUAACUUAACUCCUCACCACAGAACAGGCGCUACAUGGAAAAUGUACCCAACUUACGAUUUCUGUGUUCCAAUUGUUGAUGCUCUUGAAGGUGUAACCCACGCUUUACGUACCAUUGAAUACAGGGACCGUAACGCCCAAUACGAAUGGAUGUUAAAUGCUUUACAUUUAAGAAAGGUUCACAUUUGGGAUUUCGCUCGUGUCAACUUCGUUAGAACCUUAUUAUCCAAAAGAAAGUUACAAUGGAUGGUUGACAAGCAUUUAGUCUCAAACUGGGAUGAUCCAAGAUUCCCAACGGUCAGAGGUGUCAGAAGAAGAGGUAUGACCGUUGAAGGUUUAAGAAACUUCGUCUUAUCUCAAGGCCCAUCCAGAAAUGUUAUUAACUUAGAAUGGAACAUUAUUUGGGCUUUCAACAAGAAGGUCAUCGACCCUGUUGCUCCAAGACACACUGCUGUUGUUAAUCCAGUUAAGAUUCACCUAACUGGUGAAGAUGCUCCAGAAACACCAAAGAUUGAAAUGAAACCAAAACACAAGAAGAAUCCAGCUGUUGGUGAGAAGAAGGUAAUCUACUACAAGGACAUCGUAGUUGAUAAGGAAGACGCUGAUGUUAUUGAAGUCAAUGAAGAAGUUACUUUAAUGGACUGGGGUAACAUCAUCAUUACCAAAAAGAACGCAGACGGUUCUAUGGAAGCUAAAGUACACUUAGAAGGUGACUUCAAGAAGACUGCCCACAAGUUAACUUGGUUGGCCGACACCGAAGACGUUGUUCCAGUUGAUUUAGUUGAUUUCGACCAUUUAAUCAGCAAGGACAAGUUAGAAGAAGAUGAAAGUUUCGAAGAUUUCUUAACCCCAGAAACCGAAUUUCACACUUCUGCCAUUGCUGACUUGAACGUCAAGGAAAUGAAGGUCGGUGAUGUCAUUCAAUUUGAAAGAAAGGGUUACUUCAGAUUAGACUCCCUACCAAAGGAUGGUAAGCCAUACGUUUUCUUCACUAUUCCAGAUGGUAAAUCUGUUAAUAAGUAUGGUGCUAAGAAAUAA